Messenger RNA from Sordaria macrospora k-hell, 945 nucleotides. RefSeq lists its product as uncharacterized. The record is from RefSeq and is a predicted model, not a curated record. NCBI's taxonomy places the organism in Eukaryota, Fungi, Ascomycota, Sordariomycetes, Sordariales, Sordariaceae.
AUGCCUUCCUCUCUCUUUUCUUUGGGCCUUGCCGCUCAUACCUACCGCAUUCGAACCCCCAAUAGCGCCAUCAUCAAGGCGAUUGUCGACGGAUCAUUCGAGGUCCCCAUUGCAAUGACUGCCUCCCAGAAUCCCGCCGAAAAGGUCGGAUCUGUCUCCAAGGCAGAUGCCAAGGACAACAUUAAGAUUGACGAUGUUGACGAUGCCAUGAGUAUCGACACCACUAUCGACAAUAGUGACAACACCGCUCCCCUUGGAAUCGCUCAAGUUGACUACGUCUCUUUCCCUGCCUUCGACGCCCAGAAUACGUCCAAUGACGCUGGUGUUGUCUCGGCCGACAAGUGCCAUCGCGGCCGCAAAGCUUCUGCCGACACCACCUCGUCGAAGAACUCAAAGUCCACUAUCGACAGCAUUUUCAGCAAGGACACUACUGAAACCCAAGAUACCAACUACUCCCAAUCGGAUUUCAUGAACAAAAACAUCAAGGGCGGUCAGCUUAUGACACGGGGGCAUUCCGACAACCGCGGUUCUUCCCGCGACACCGGCAGUUUAACUCAAGACGAAACUCGCGGCCCCACCGACUACCACUCCUUCCCGACGCUGCCGUCCGCACCUUCCCCAUCCGGCCCGCGCUCUCCGUCACUCGUUCAGUCCGAUCUCGCCAGCGAUACUGACAUCGACGCUUAUUCCAGCGUCGUUUACGCUAGUGACAACGACUACAACUCCGAUGCCGGCUCUACCACCGACUUGCACGACAACCUCGACAUCGUUCACACACUUGAUCGCGAAGAAUAUGGCUUGCAAUACGUUCUUCUCACGAAUUCCAAAUGGUACAUCUACCAUGAUCGUCGAAAGAUCUCCAGGAUGCUGCCUGACGAGCACGAGGACUUUCUCGCCUGGAUGGCCGACCCUGACGCGAAGCCGGCUACAACCAUCUCGGAUUAG